CAUCUAAGACAAACCCAGUUUACGCACAAGACGCUCAGAGGAGCAGAAGCCAUCUCUAUAUAUCUAAUCCUAGCCUAGUUUAUACGUCAAUAAACAGGGAUAACCACAACAGUGCAUGCAGUGCUCUGCUGUUUUGAAACACUUAAGACCUGAUGGAGAGGAUCAAAUCUAACGGAGGGGAGCAUGUGAACCCCGCGUAUGAUGCCAACCUGGAUGAACCUCCUGUCUAUGAGGAGCACCGCACCAUCAGGCCCUCUGUGGUCAGCGCCUUUGGUCAUGACACACUGGACCGGGUACCAAACAUUGACUUCUAUCGUAAUGCGGGCAGUGUGAGCGGUCACCGGGCUGUUCGACCAUCCCUACAGGAGCUGCAUGACGUGUUUCAGAAGAAUGGAGCUAUAUCAGUUCCAGACACUGUGGAGGAUGAUGAUGAGGGCAGCAGCGGGACCCCCUCUGAUGACCUGGAGUCCGCCAUUCCCAACACCAAAGGAGCAGUAAAGUUUGGCUGGAUAAGAGGAGUCCUGGUGAGAUGCAUGCUGAACAUCUGGGGUGUCAUGUUGUUCAUUCGCGUGUCCUGGAUUUUUGGUCAGGCAGGUUGGGGUCUGGGAAUUGUGAUCAUUGUUCUCAGCUGUGUGGUCACCACCGUCACCGGCCUUUCCAUGUCGGCCAUUUGCACUAACGGUGUGGUCAGAGGAGGAGGAGCAUACUACUUGAUAUCUCGAAGUUUAGGACCAGAGUUCGGCGGCUCCAUUGGCCUAAUCUUUGCCUUUGCCAAUGCGUUGGCUGUUGCCAUGUAUGUGGUGGGAUUUGCUGAGACUGUGGUGGAUCUGCUCAAGGACUUCGAUUCCAUCAUGGUGGAUCCGUUAAAUGACAUCAGAAUCAUUGGCUGUAUCACAGUUGUGUUGCUGUUGGGAAUAUCAUUGGCUGGAAUGGAAUGGGAGGCCAAGGCCCAGAUUGUCCUACUCUUCAUCCUGCUGGCCGCCAUUGUGAAUGUAUUUGUAGGAACAUUCAUUCCUGCAACAGAGAGCAAAAAAUCACAAGGCUUCUUCAAUUAUAACUCAAAAAUCUUCUUAGAGAAUUUCACUCCGGACUUCAGAGACGGAGAAUCGUUCUUCUCCGUGUUCGCCAUCUUUUUCCCAGCUGCAACCGGGAUCCUGGCCGGAGCCAACAUCUCUGGCGAUUUGCGGGAUGCCCAGGCCGCCAUACCUAAAGGUACCUUGCUGGCCAUUCUUAUAACCGGUGUCACCUACAUGGGUGUGGCCCUGUGUGUCUCUGCCACUGUUGUCCGUGAUGCUACAGGGAACUUAACUGACGCCAUCACCUCCGCGAUACAGUGUAACGGUUCAAUUGCAUGUGAGCUGGGCUACGACUUCUCCUCCUGUGCAGAGGAGAGCUGCAACUAUGGCUUAAUGAACAAUUUCCAGGUGAUGACCAUGGUCUCUGGGUAUGGUCCUGUCAUCAUUGCUGGAACUUUUUCAGCCACACUUUCAUCCGCCCUGGCUUCACUUGUCAGUGCUCCCAAAGUCUUCCAGGCUCUGUGCCAAGACAACAUCUACACAGCCCUGCACUUCUUUGCAAAGGGAGUUGGCAAGAACAACGAGCCGAUUCGUGGCUACAUCCUCACGUUCAUUAUCUCUGUAGCCUUCAUUCUCAUUGGAAAUCUCAACACCAUCGCUCCUAUCAUCUCAAACUUCUUCCUGGCAUCUUACGCGCUUAUCAAUUUCUCCUGCUUCCAUGCGUCCUAUGCAAGGUCCCCAGGUUGGCGACCAGCAUACAAAUUCUACAACAUGUGGCUCUCCCUGCUGGGCGCUCUGCUCUGCUGUGCUGUUAUGUUUGUCAUCAACUGGUGGGCUGCUCUCCUCACAUACGCCAUUGAAAUCCUCCUCUACGUCUACGUCACAGUCAAGAAGCCAGAUGUGAACUGGGGUUCGUCGACGCAGGCGGUGACAUUUGUGAGCGCGGUCAACAACGCUCUGUCUCUCUCUGGUGUUGAUGAUCACGUCAAGAACUUCAGGCCUCAGAUCUUAACACUGACAGGCUCAGCACGGACCAGGCCAGCUCUCCUGGACCUGGCUCACUCCUUCUCAAAGAACUAUGGACUCUGUCUAAUCUGUGAAGUCAUUGUGGGUCCGAGAUCAGAGGCCCUCAAUGAGAUGAACGCUGGUAUGGAGAGGAACCAACAGUGGCUGAGGAAGACCAAACGUCAGGCAUUUUAUGCUGCUGUGGCCUGUGACCACUUCAGGGAAGGGACUGUGAGCCUUCUGCAGGCUUCUGGUCUUGGGCGCAUGAAGCCAAACACAUUGAUGUUAGGAUUCAAGAGGAAUUGGAGGAAUUCCGGCACAGAGGAAGUGCAGAGUUAUGUGGGAAUACUGCAUGAUGCGUUUGACUUUGAAUACGGGGCAUUGAUGCUGAGAAUGGACGAGGGACUGGAUGUGUCGCACAUUGUCGAGGCAGAAGAUGAGAUGCUAAAGGCAGAGAAGGAGCAACGAGUGCUGGAUAAAGAAAUGAUGCAGAACGGGAGGAAAUCAAAAGGACUCUUCAGGAAGUCCAGGAACUCAUCUCAACAAGUGCUCACAACCAGAGUGUCAGUGUGCGCCCCUCCGCCCCUGCAGAUGGCCAAGAUGAAUGAGAGGCUGGUGGAGGCCAGCAAGCAGUUCAAGAAGAAACAGCCUAAAGGCACCAUUGAUGUGUGGUGGCUGUUUGAUGACGGAGGUCUCACUCUGUUGCUCCCCUACAUCCUCACCACCAGGAAGAAGUGGAAGGACUGUAAAUUAAGGAUCUUCAUUGCAGGGCAGCCUGGACAAUCUGAGAAAGAUAAACAGGAGAUGAAAUCCCUGCUCCAUAAAUUCAGAAUUAACUGCACCGACAUCAAUGUUAUUGAUGACAUCCAUAUCCAGCCCCGCUCGGAAAGCUUGAAGAAGUUACAUGACAUGAUCGAGCCGUUCCGUCUGCGUGAGGGCUCCAAAGACUACGCUGAGGCUGAGGCCAUGAAGAGAGAGCACCCCGGGAAAAUCUCUGACGAAGAGCUGAGCAGCUUUGAGGAGAAGACAAACCUCCAGGUACGACUGAAUGAGGUGCUUCAGGAAAACUCCAAAUCAGCCAAUCUCAUCAUUGUGAGCAUGCCCAUCGCUCGUAAAGGGUCUGUCUCUGAUUUCCUCUACAUGGCCUGGCUGGACAUACUGACUAAGGACCUUCCACCAACCCUUCUCAUCAGAGGAAACCACAAGAGUGUGCUCACUUUCUACUCCUGAGCACCCUGCAGGCUAAACAUAGGAGACAGGUAGUUAUAGUGGAAAAAAUGGUAGUGCCAUAUUGUCGGACAGUGGUCAUAAAGAGUGCAAGGACCUUUGGUGCAAGAACAACAAAGUGUAACACGAGCAAAUAUAGUUCUUUCUGCGGAGGGGGCAUUUCAUUCCAAGUGUCAAAAAAAAACAAAUGCAAGAAAUACCUAAAAGGGAAAAAUGCAAAAAAAGAAGUCGGCUGGCAAAUUUGACAGUUGCAAUAAGACCUUUUUUUCAGUCACAGUCUGUGUGUAUUUGACCAUUAACAUGUUUGUAUUUUUUUUAAUGUAUAACUUUAAACUGCUUAGCUGCACUCAACGCUUUUCAUAAAUGCUUUGAAUGAGGAACAAGACCCGUCUAAGAAGGAAAAAUUGCUUUUCUGAUAUUGAAGUGCAAAUGUCAGACAUUCUGAAUGUGAAUGGAGGAACGUGGACAAAGUUUAAGCUCUUUGCAACAAUGCGCUAGUAUGGAAAAUAUGGUGAGAUACUCAGAUUGUCCUAUGACAAGAACAAUAACAAAAGCACUUCAUUUUGGGUUUAGAACAAAGUCAAAUCAAACAUCUUCCUAGCUUGGUCAGAUCAGUACAAUAAACAAAGGCAGAUAUACAAGUGUGCUCUCAAUAGUUACACUGAAUGACUACAUUGCCUGCUGCUGUGAUUGUAAAAUAAAUGUACAUAGUAGAAGACUGAAUUCACCAGUGGAUACUUUUCAAGCAAAUAACCCUUUCAUAAAUGAUCAGCAUCUAUUUUAUUAAAAUAUAGUACAAAUUAUAUUUUUUAAACAUUCUUUGAUACUCACUAAGUAUAAAAUAUGCACACUGUUAUAAAAAAGCUGUUUACCUGUCCUACGCUAUACUUUGAAGAUAUGUUUCAUGUUAUUAUCACAGCACACUUUUGGUUUAAGGAAAAUUGAGUAAAAUUAAAGACUGUAAAGCCAAUUAUUCUGUAUAUGUUUUGCCUUAUGUCUGACUUUAUAUUUAAAUAUAUAAUUGUGAUUACCCGAAAAUAAAGACUUUAAGUUGCUUUA
Labrus bergylta (ballan wrasse) is the source of this 4307-nucleotide messenger RNA. The record is from RefSeq and is a predicted model, not a curated record. NCBI's taxonomy places the organism in Eukaryota, Metazoa, Chordata, Actinopteri, Labriformes, Labridae.